AGAGCGCAGCUGAUCCUGCGCGGAGCCCGGCGCCCUCCCGCCCCGCGCCCAGGAACGCCGCCGGCCCCGGCUCCGGGCUCCGGGCACGGGCACGCCGCGAGCCGGGCAUGUGAGCUGCGCCCCGCGGCAUGGCAGCCUCAGGGGUGCCCAGAGGAUGCGACAUCCUCAUUGUCUAUAGCUCGGAUGCCCAGGAAUGGUGCCAGUACCUGCAGGACCUUUUCCUGUCCAGUCGGCAGGUCCGUAGCCAGAAGAUGCUGACUCACAGGCUGGGCCCGGAGGCCUCCUUCUCAGCCCAGGACCUAAGCCUCUUCCUCAGCUCCCGCUGCAUCGUGGUGCUGCUGUCCGUGGAGCUGGUGCAGCAAUUCUACCAGCCGGCCUUGCUGCCGCUGCUGCAGAGAGCCUUCCAUCCCCCGCAGCGCGUGGUGAGGUUGCUGUGUGGGGUGCAGGACAGCGAGGUAUUCCUGGACUUCUUUCCGGAUUGGGCCCACUGGCAGGAGCUCACCUGUGAAGAUGAGCCCGAGACUUACGUGGCAGCUGUGACGAAGGCCAUCUCUGAAGAUUCUGGCUGUGACUCAGUCACUGACACCGAGCCUGAAGACGAGAAGGUUGUUCCCUACGCAAAGCAGCAGAGCCUGCCGCCGGAGACUUCGCCUGGGAACCUGAUGGUGGUGCAGCCGGACCGCAUUCGCUGUGGGGCAGAAACCACUGUCUACGUUAUAGUGAGAUGUAAGUUGGACGAGAGGGUGACGACGGAAGCAGAAUUUUCUCCCGAGGACUCUCCCUCUGUAAGGAUGGAAGCCAAGCUGGAGAAUGAGUACACCGUUUCCGUGAGGGCUCCCAACCUUUCAUCUGGGAAUGUUUCUCUGAGGAUAUAUUCCGGGGACUUAGUGGUGUGUGAGACCAUCAUCAGCUAUUAUACUGACAUGGAAGAAAUUGGGAAUUUAUUGUCCAAUGCCGCGAAUCCUGUGGAAUUCAUGUGUCAGGCCUUUAAAAUUGUGCCCUACAACACAGAGACCCUUGACAAACUGCUGACGGAGUCCCUGAAGAACAACAUCCCUGCGAGUGGACUGCAUCUCUUUGGAAUCAACCAGCUGGAAGAAGAAGAUAUGAUGACAAAUCAGAGGGAUGAAGAGCUGCCCACCUUAUUGCAUUUUGCUGCAAAGUACGGACUGAAGAACCUCACUGCCUUGCUGCUCACCUGCCCGGGAGCCCUGCAGGCUUACAGUGUGGCCAACAAGCACGGCCACUACCCCAACACCAUCGCUGAGAAGCAUGGCUUCAGGGACCUGCGGCAGUUCAUCGACGAGUACGUGGAAACUGUGGACAUGCUCAAGAGUCACAUCAAAGAAGAACUGAUGCAAGGGGAGGAGGCUGACGCCGUGUAUGAGUCCAUGGCCCACCUCUCCACAGACCUGCUCAUGAAAUGCUCCCUCAACCCUGGCUGUGAUGAGGAUCUGUACGAGUCCAUGGCUGCCUUCGCCCCAGCUGCCACCGAAGACCUCUAUGUUGAAAUGCUACAGGCCAGUACAUCUAAACCAAUCCCUGGAGAUGGUUUCUCUCGGACCACUAAGGACUCUAUGAUCCGCAAAUUUUUAGAAGGCAACAAUGUGGGAGUGGCCAAUUUGGAGAGAGAGCUGCACCAUCCUGGGCAGGAAGAAGAUGUCUAUCACGUGGUGGAUGACGAUGAGGCCUUUUCCAUGGACCUGGCCAGCAGGCCCCCUGUCCCAGUGCCCAGGCCAGAGGCUGGUGCUUCUGGGGCUCACCAGCUCCCUGACAAUGAACCAUACAUUUCUAAAGUUUUUGCAGAAAAGAGUCAAGAGCGGCCUGGGAAUUUGUAUGUUUCCUCCGAGAGCAUCAGGAGAGAGCCACCUGUCAGACCGUGGAGGGACAGGCCCCAGUCCAGUAUCUACGACCCUUUUGCCGGGAUGAAAACACCAGGCCAGCGGCAGCUCAUCACCCUCCAGGAGCAGGUGAAGCUGGGCAUCGUGAACGUGGACGAGGCCGUGCUCCACUUCAAAGAGUGGCAGCUCAACCAGAAGAAACGCUCCGAGUCUUUUCGUUUCCAGCAGGAAAAUCUUAAACGGCUGAGAGAUAGCAUCACCCGAAGACAGAGGGAGAAGCAAAAAUCAGGAAAACAGACAGAUUUGGAGAUCACCGUCCCGAUUCGGCACUCACAGCACCUGCCGGGGAAAGUGGAAUUUGGAGUCUAUGAGAGUGGCCCCAGAAAAAGCGUCUUUCCCCCCAGGACAGAGUUCAGAAGGGGCGACUGGAAAACAGACAGCACCUCCAGCACAGCGAGCAGCACAAGUAACCGGUCCAGCACGCGGAGCCUCCUCAGCGUGAGCAGCGGGAUGGAGGGGGACAACGAGGAUAAUGAAGUCCCCGAGGUUACCAGAAGUCGUAGUCCAGGCCCCCUGCAAGUGGAUGGAACACCCCCCGCGCCCCUGGAGAGGCCCCCCAGGGUGCCUCCGCGAGCUGCCUCACAGAGGCCUCCAACCAGAGACACCUUCCAUCCUCCCCCACCUGUUCCACCCAGAGGUCGCUGAUUCCACCUCCCCAAACCUGCCUCCCGCAGGACUUUAAGACUCGCAAUUUUCAGCCUGUUACUGAGAUCUUCAUGUUGAGUUUGAUGGCCUGACUGCUGACCUUCAGAUCCAUUCUCAUUGCCGAUACUGUUGCGGCCCUGCUGGUUUGGGCUUUCCUUGAAGAAGACUUUAUUAAGGCGCGGAGAAGUGAAAAACGAAGGGCUUUUUUCACCACCACCAAGUGUAUUGGUCCAUAUGCUUGUUUGCCAAACAGAUGAAGACUUAAUCAGAAUACUUACCUCUAAUGUGCCAAAUCAGCAGCCAAAAAGAUUGAUCAUAAAUGUACUUUACAAGUGAUUUUACUGAAAUGAACUUAUAUUUGUUCUUAUGUAUUUGCUAGUCCAACCUAAUUUUUAGAAGUAUUUUCUAAAAGCAUUUUCAUAGUAUUCAAGUAAGAAGAUAAGUGACCUAAUUUUAAAUAAUUCUUCCACUUUUCUGUAUAUUCAGGAGGGUGUUUAAGUGCUAGGGCUGGUGACAAACAACAAACUGAAAAAGACUUUAGAGAGGGAUUAGUACUAACUCUUAUAAAAAAGGCAAAUCUAAGGUUGCACAGAAGUGUGGGACCAAGAGUAUUCCGCUGAUUAGACGAAGGGGGCAGUCUACACCUGUGCCUGCUGAUUCUAGGUCACUGUAUUUUCUAUCUCCAAAUAGCCAAUCCCUCUCUCCCUCAAGAAACGCCCAGAUGUAGAAAUUCAUCAGUGACUAUCAGUCUUCCAGAAGUUUCCUUCUUCCCUAUCUCCUAGGCAUGAGACUACCAAGUAAUUUUUUUUUUUUUUUCAAUUUGGGCAUCUAUACAUCAGUAUGGUUUCAAAACAGUUAUGCUGCCAGAGAACAUCUAAAAAUGGUUGGGACCCGGAAGCUUGGGAUGCCGGGGACCUCAUUUAUUGCUCUAUAUCCAUAUAGGUCUUAGUUCUGCUCAUAGAGAGAGAGAGGGGAGGAUCCUUGACUUUUUCUUUGCUGAGGGAUUUGAAGAAGAAGAAAGAACUUAAAGUAGAAAUACAGUCCACCUUCUGUAUCCAUGGGUUCUGUAUCUGUGGAUUCAACCAACCUUGGAUUGAAAAUAUUUGUAAAAAAAAUUCCACAAAGUUUAAAAAAGCAAAAUUUGAAUUUGCUGUGUGCCAAGUACCAUGUUGAAUCCAUGCAAAUGAAGUGAUAUAUAGGCAUUGUAUUAGGUAUUAUAAGGAAUCUAGAGAUAAUUUAAAGGACACAGGAGAAUGUGUAUAUGUUAUAUGCAAAUACUAUGCCAUUUUAUGUAAGGAACUUGAACAUCCGGGGAUUUGGGUACUGGGAGGUCCUGGAACCAAUCCCCCACAGAUACUGAGGUAGGACUGUAGUUAUCUCUUUCCUAUAUACUUAUUGUUACCAUCAGGCUUGGUAAAUCCAUUUGUGCAGAGGAUGUAAAGCCUUAAGUAUGUCAUGAAUUUGAUUCCCUAGCACAUAAGUCUACCUUCAAAGCAUGGAUCCUUACUGAUGCCUAAACCUACAGUAAAAUAAGUAUCAGAACCAUUUCUUUAAAAACUAUCAGAAAUCUUGUUGUUUCCUGUAGAAUUAUUCUCUUCCCCACACAGAUAUAUAAAAGCCACAUUACUAAUGAUCCAUGUAAGUACAGUUUUUAGGGCCCUUUUAUAAUAACUAAAGGUUCUUUCUCAGUCUCAACCCUCAGUCCAGCAAACAACACCACUUACUAAAGUUAACAAUUUCUGGAAUCUUGGGGGGAUUUUUUUGUUCAUUUAUUUUUUGACACAACAUACACUAUUGGCCAUGUCUGUCAUGAGAGUGUUUGUACAGAUUACUUUGUACAGAGUCUAGCAUAUAGUAAUCAUUCUGCAAGUGUUUCUUCAAGGGUCCCUUUACUGUCCUUGUCCCUUAUUUGGGAGAAAUAGGAGAAUGUGAAACAAGGAGAACAAGAAAUUACAAUGUGGUGUGAUUGUUCUUCCUGUUAUUUAUAGAUAGUCUCCAUCUUAAGUAAACUUGAUUUUGAUAAAAGCAACAUUUUUUUUAAACAUUCAAUACCUCUAAGCCCCCUUUUGAUGCCAAAUUUAGAAUUUUAUACAUUCUCUGAUGAACAAUCAUUUAGAUCAAUGACGUGGUAAAACCUAUUACCAGCUAAUGGUGUUAGCAUCUUUGUAUGUCACUGUUUGUGCAAUAUUGUACUGUUUUAUUGCAUUGUAUUCUUAUAUGAAAAUAAGUAGAAAACAUAAAAUUGAAAGUAUUGAUCAGAAGCCUGGGUCUCAUGAAUGUGACACCCUUGAGACAUGGGUGGAACGGAUUGCGAGUGCCAAGUCCAAAGUGGCAGGUCUUUAGCCCUCAUUGGUUGUUCACUGAACAUCCAAGAUGGUUGGUUAUAUGUGAAAGAAGAAAAUGAAAGAACUUGGGUGAAACGCUGGAGCUGUGAUGUCAACGAAUGUCUGUAAUGGUGAGGAGAAAUUUUUCAGUCUCUUGAAACAGAACUCCUCAUUUAUAACAUAAAUUUAUUCAAUUUCCACAUACUCAACACAUUUGUACACAUUUUCAGGAAGACAUUAUGUAAUAAAACUUUGGAUUUUCAAUACAGUAAGGAUCAGAAACUAAACUAUAAGCUGGUGUCCAAAGAAACUAUUAAAAGAUUUCCUACAUGGUGCCUUGGGGGACAGCUCUACUGCCACCAUGCUUGCCCAAGGUUUUACAAACUGGCUCCAUAGAAAGUGAAGCUAUUGGUCACAUUUGCUGCCAUUGCCUUUGCCCCUAAGGUAACUUGGCUUCUAAUUCUAGGCCAGCACAUAUCCUUCAUCCUAUAUUAAAACCUGAGAGCAGGUAAUCUAACUGUGUAUGCAACAAAGCAUGAAGACUGAGAGACCAUGAACAAGAGGUUGGUGUUGCAAUUAAAUAAUUUAACUUGACAUAUUUAAUGAUGUGAAUAAUUCCUAAUGUUUUGCAAUAAUUGUGUGAAGUGGUAGUAUAUAGAUAACUUCUAUGAAUAUUUUUACAAGUCAAGCUACGUUACCCCCCCCUUUUUUGUUUUGUUAUUAAAAGAGAGAGGUCCUAGUCACUUAUAUAUCAUCUCAAUAGCUGGGAUUUUUAGAUCCUCCUCCCAUAUGCCCCAGGAAUUAAGUUGGUUUUCUGUGCUCUUCUUUCAAAGAAUAGUGUGUGGGUUUGCAGUUGGUUGAUGAAGGAAACAUUAAUAACAGAUUUAUUUCUGAGAAAGACAAGUAGUUAAUUUAGAUAAUACUGAAAGAUUCAUCCUAAACAUCAAUCUUCAAUUUUUAGGCAUCUGCCUGUAUAAAUAUUUGCUUUGGUUUGAUAAAUAAAUUUUGUUGUUUUCAUUUCCAAGCAAGUUA
Lemur catta (Ring-tailed lemur) is the source of this 5902-nucleotide messenger RNA. RefSeq names its product phosphoinositide-3-kinase adaptor protein 1 (gene PIK3AP1). Gene Ontology annotation, cellular component: cytosol. Gene Ontology annotation, molecular function: phosphatidylinositol 3-kinase regulatory subunit binding; signaling receptor binding. The transcript is spliced from 17 exons. The record is from RefSeq and is a predicted model, not a curated record. NCBI's taxonomy places the organism in Eukaryota, Metazoa, Chordata, Mammalia, Primates, Lemuridae. Gene Ontology annotation, biological process: signal transduction. Bases 129 to 2546 code for a protein of 805 amino acids.